CCUCAUGUGAAAUUUGGCGUGAGAACGUCGAAAUUCCGUCGGUGAUCGGCCGGUAGGCUGCCUUGCCUACUUAAGCCAAUGUUGAUGUAGCCAAGACCUCGUGAUUUUUCAGUAAGCGAAGAGUUCCACAUGGGUGCUGGAGUCGCUGUUGGAUUCAAAGAAUACUUUGGCCGUGUGGAUGAGCUGCUGGCCCAGGGAAGAAGAGUCGGUGAGGUUGCAUACCUGAAACACAAGGAGACCUACAUAUUUUACCUCAUUACGAAGAAAAAUUACUGGGAGAGAGUUGUUUCAUUGAGUUCUGUUUUAAGUUGCCCUUUCCAUCUGAGGGAAUUGAGCUUGUCGCUGGGUGUGACAGAACUUUCAAUGCCUCAAAUAGGCUGUGGGUUGGACUUACUUAAAUUUGAAGACGUUCUGCCCAGAAUCCUUGCUGCAUUCCAAGAUUGCCCGGUGAGAGUGAAUGUGAUUUCUCCUUCUCCUCAAGUUCGUGGCAUGGCAGUGGCUGGUGAUAGUCAAGGACUGCGCUUCUUGUUGGCAAGAGCCAAGCUUCCACGGGGCAUAUCAAGGAUCCCAUACCCCAGGACGGCUGGGCUAUGCGGCUCUGGUAGACCAUCACUCGACUACUUCAGCUUCUGAAUGA
Molecule: messenger RNA, 637 nt
Organism: Frankliniella occidentalis (western flower thrips)
Lineage: Eukaryota; Metazoa; Arthropoda; Insecta; Thysanoptera; Thripidae
Product: ADP-ribose glycohydrolase OARD1-like
Exons: 1
Coding region: 130-633 (167 amino acids)
Biological process (GO): peptidyl-glutamate ADP-deribosylation
Source: RefSeq, a predicted model, not a curated record